AAGUUCAUACAAUCACGAGAUGACUUUACGUAAUAAAGUAGUAUUGUUGUUUUUGGAGGCUUUAAUGUUACAGUAACAGUGGAGCACUUCAGAGAUCAGUUUACUAACAGGACUUUUACUUCGUGGAAUACAAUCAUGAAUAUAAAGUUCAGCCUUAACCAAUCCAUGCUCACUGACGUUACAGACUUGAUGACCCUGAUCCAAGAAAACUGCGGAGGGAAGUUGCGGUUCUCCUGCACCAAGUGUGGUCGCCAGUAUAACCGCAAGGACAACCUACAGCGCCACGUGCGGUUCGAGUGCGGUAAAGAACCACAGUUCAAGUGCCCCCACUGCGACCACAAAACAAAACAGAGCGGAAACAUGAAGACUCAUAUCAUCCUGAAACACCCUCACCAACUCAACAGUGCACAACAUUGAUGUUCCUUUUUUAUCAACUGAAGCAAUUCUAUUUUAUGGACUGGACAAUUGUUUUUAAUAAGCUCAAAAUAUGAUAUUGUUUUCAUAAAUACACUUGUCAUUAAAAAUG
Messenger RNA from Homalodisca vitripennis (glassy-winged sharpshooter), 526 nucleotides. Its product is annotated as longitudinals lacking protein, isoforms N/O/W/X/Y-like. The record is from RefSeq and is a predicted model, not a curated record. The transcript has a single exon. NCBI's taxonomy places the organism in Eukaryota, Metazoa, Arthropoda, Insecta, Hemiptera, Cicadellidae. The coding region runs from base 136 to 417 and encodes 93 amino acids.